AUGCGGUUCCGCUUCGGAGUGGUGGUGUCGCCCGCCGUGGCCGGGGCCGGGCCGGAGCUGCUGGUCGUGGGGUCCCGGCCCGAGCUGGGGCACUGGGAGCCGCGUGGGGCCGUGCGUCUGAGGCCGGCGGGCCCGGCGGCGGGCGCGGGCGCGCUGGCGCUGCAGGAGCCGGGCCUGUGGCUCGGGGAGGUGGAGCUGGCGGCGGAGGCGGCGGCGCAGGACGGGGCGGAGCCGGGCCGCGUGGACACGUUCUGGUACAAGUUCCUGAAGCGCGAGCCGGGAGGAGAGCUCUCCUGGGAAGGCAACGGGCCUCACCAUGACCGUUGCUGUACUUACAAUGAAAACAACUUGGUGGAUGGUGUUUAUUGUCUCCCAAUAGGACACUGGAUCGAGGCCACUGGGCACACCAAUGAGAUGAAGCACACAACGGACUUCUAUUUUAAUAUUGCAGGCCACCAAGCCAUGCAUUAUUCAAGGAUUCUACCAAAUAUCUGGCUGGGUAGCUGCCCUCGCCAAGUGGAACACGUAACCAUCAAACUGAAGCAUGAACUAGGGGUUACAGCUGUAAUGAAUUUCCAGACAGAAUGGGAUAUUGUACAGAAUUCCUCAGGCUGUAACCGCUACCCAGAACCCAUGACACCAGACACUAUGAUUAGGCUGUAUAAGGAGGAAGGCUUGGCCUACAUCUGGAUGCCCACACCGGAUAUGAGCACUGAAGGCCGCGUCCAGAUGCUGCCGCAGGCGGUGUGUCUCCUGCACGCACUGCUGGAGAAGGGACACACGGUGUACGUGCACUGCAACGCCGGCGUGGGGCGCUCCACCGCCGCCGUGUGCGGCUGGCUGCAGUACGUGCUGGGCUGGAGCCGCCGGAAAGUGCAGUAUUUCCUCGUGGCCAAGAGGCCGGCGGUGUACAUUGACGAAGAAGCCCUGGCCCGCGCAGAGGAAGACUUUUAUCAGAAAUUCGGGAGGAUUCGAUCUUCCGUGUGCGGUGUGUAGGGUGAUGAUGGAUCCGCCUCCUUCCCUCCGAGUUUCCUUAGGAAGCCUGGAGUGACGCUAGUUACUGACCUAAAAGCCAAGAUUCUUCCUCGACUGGAAAGACGGGUCCUGUCACCCCCACUCCCUCCACGCCCCCCCACCCCCCGCCCCCGAUCCCGACCCGCCUUCUUUAGUCUGGGGCUGACUUUCGGCUCUGCUUUAGUUGAACUGGAUGUUCUUUGAAAUAUUUUGCAAAGGGUGCUGUGACUGAUUCCGAGAAAAAUCCACGAGCAGUUAGUUGGGCCGUGCAGUGCGGUUCCAGCAUCAGACUGAAAGGGACCGGGCUCAAGUCUGCCGGCAGGCAGAGGGCCCCUGCUGCACGGUCAGUGCUUUGCUGUCUUGUGAACGCACCACUGCGUUGGCUUGUUGCCUUGUGACUUGGCAGGCAGAGGAGAGGUUCGGAAGUUACCUAGAUGUUACACACACGCACACAACUUUUCUGCUGAACUGAAAUGGAAUUGUAAGAAUUGGUCAGUUGGCCAAAGAAGAGAAUAGAGUGGGUGAGAGCCUGGACUAUGAUAAAAGGAGAGCCCCAUAUGGCCCCAAAAGAUGACUUUCUAGCCUUUGUAUUUUUUUUUUUUUUUUUUUUUGCAUCCUACUUCAGAGUUGUUAAAACGUGUUCCAAAGCCUCACCUUCCUUCUGUAUGCACAACCCAGUGCGAUGACCUCAGUAACCUUACUAUCUUUAUGUGUUUUAGCUGAGGCUCUGUGUGCAGAGCUAGGGUGCCCAGGUCUCAAGGCUGGUCAGGGAUGAGCUGGAGUUUAUCACCCAGGUUUAUUUGACUCAGUGUUGUGAAAAGCACACCACCUGUGGUGUUGCCAGCACACUUUAGUGAGUUCAGUCUCUCCCAGUGGAAGGUCAAUUUGUCUGCAGCAGUUUUUACAGUGAGAAAUGGAGCAGUGUUCUAACAGUCACCAUAGAAUUCAGGAAAGUUAGUUAUCCUAAUUUAAACCACAGUGGGCUGUCUCCAGGCCAGAGUGGCCCCAGCCAUACGUCGCUCACAGAGGAGCUGUGUUCUCAGAAGAGCCCCAAGUGCCAAAGUCCAUAGUUAAUUGUUUCACAGAUUAGGGGUGAUCCUGGUUUACCCUCAGUUUAAUGCAAAACAGUUACUGUGCCUCCAGACAGUGCAAUUCACUAUCUGGGGCUCUCUGAGAAAUUCAAAGAUUAAUGAGAGUUUGCCUUCAAAAAGCUCAUAGCCUAGAAGCAUCCCUGUGUUCAAUCAGGUGCACUGCAGGGUUGAACUAGUAAUGAUUGGCUGGUACGGGAAAGGGGAAAUAAUUUUUAUUGGGUGCCUCUUAUGUGCUGGAUGCUUUACAAUCUUAUGUAAUGUGAUCUUCAUGGUACCCCAUGUGAAAGGUUUUUAUUAUCUCUCUUAUAGAGAUGAGGAAACUAAGACUCACAGAGAUGAAAUCAACUGUCCUCAGUCAUGUGGUGAAUAAAUAGAUGAAAUAUGA
Messenger RNA from Budorcas taxicolor (takin), 2490 nucleotides. It is a transcript of the gene EPM2A, whose product is annotated as EPM2A glucan phosphatase, laforin. The transcript is spliced from 4 exons. Bases 1 to 996 code for a protein of 331 amino acids. Gene Ontology annotation, biological process: protein dephosphorylation. The record is from RefSeq and is a predicted model, not a curated record. Gene Ontology annotation, molecular function: carbohydrate phosphatase activity; protein tyrosine/serine/threonine phosphatase activity; protein tyrosine phosphatase activity. NCBI's taxonomy places the organism in Eukaryota, Metazoa, Chordata, Mammalia, Artiodactyla, Bovidae. Gene Ontology annotation, cellular component: cytoplasm; nucleus.